AUGAUUAACAACACCGACGCCGUUCGCAUCAUCGACAGCAAGCGCGACGACGCCGUAAUCAUCCCCACCAUGAACGCCGGCAACGUCAGCUUCGGAUUGCCCACCGUAACCACUAACGAGAACCUCGACCUCCCCAUCUCCGGCGCAAUGGGCAAGGCCAGCAACGUCGGCCUGGGCGUCGCCCUGGCCCAGCCUGGCCGCAAGGUGUUCGUCCUCGACGGCGACGGCAGCCUCCUCAUGAACUUGGGCUCUCUGGUUACCACCUCCACCAAGCAGCCCAAAAAUUUCUACCACUUCCUGUUCAACAACGGCGUCUAUGCAGUUACCGGCGGCCAGCCCAUCCCCGGCUCGGAUGGCGUCACCGACUGGACCGAAGUCGCAAAAGGGGCGGGUUACGCCGCCGUCUUCUCCUACGACAACCUUGAAGACCUUACCAACGGCAUCGACGAAGCCCUCGCUGCCGAGGGCCCCGUCUUCAUCCACCUGGUGGUAGAACCGGAAAUCGAGAACACCCCCGUCCAGUUCCGCGUGCGCGGCACCCGCAGCGCCCAACAAGCCUACUCCGAAGUAACCUCCGCCCUCUCCGCCGACUAA
This is a messenger RNA of Geodia barretti, 594 nucleotides long. Lineage: Eukaryota; Metazoa; Porifera; Demospongiae; Tetractinellida; Geodiidae. The record is from the annotation of a GenBank genome assembly.